Molecule: messenger RNA, 1128 nt
Organism: Drosophila bipectinata
Lineage: Eukaryota; Metazoa; Arthropoda; Insecta; Diptera; Drosophilidae
Source: RefSeq, a predicted model, not a curated record
AUGCUAGACACAUCACCAUCGUGCAGUGCUAUGCCCGAACAGAAGACGCCAGCGAUGACAUCAAAGACGACUUCUACAACUUCCUCACUCACUAGGAUCGAAAGAGGUGACAUAAAAAUUCUUAUGGGAGACUUCAAUGCGAAAAUCGGCCCCACCAACAACGGAUUGGAAACAAUCAAGGGCCGACAUGGUGUUGGCACACGCAGCAAUAAUGGUGACAGGCUGAUCGACUUAUGCCAGACUUUCCAACUGGUUAUUGGUGGCACUGUAUUCCCCCACAAGGAAAUCCAUAGAUACACAUGGACCUCUCCGAAUGGACAUACUCGCAACCAAAUCGACCACAUCUGCAUAAGUAGAAAAUGGAGACGCUCGAUAAUGGAUGUUAGGAAUAGGAGAAGUGCGUCUAUCGACAGUGACCACGAGCUGAUAAUCGGAGAGCUUUUAAUCAAGCUCAGACGAAAUAGCAACACUGUCAACAGGACCACAAGAAGACCACCUCCUCUUAACGUACAAUGGCUGAGUGACUCCAACCUAUCCACCAGAAUGACCACAACGUUGCGUGAACAGAUGACAUCACAACCGGAGAAUCACUCAUGGGAACAAACAUGCAGUGUACUGAGGAUCAGCUGCACAGAACAACCGAGCAGCACGCAAGAAAACUUCAGUAGUAUUGUACCGAGCAAUAACUUCAUAAUAUCACCCACGGCACCAUCAAUUAGAAAAAUAAAGGAUGCUAUCAGGAAAUUAAAACACAACAAAGCGGCUGGAGAUGACGGCAUAAUGGCCGAAACACUGCAUUCACAUUUCAAUAAUAUAUGGGAAAGUGAGCGGAUCCCAACAUCCUGGAAAAAAGGAACCAUCAUCAAGCUACCGAAGAAAGGAGACCUCAGUGACUGCAACAACUGGCGAGGCAUUACCCUUUUGAAAACAAGUUACAAGGUACUAGCCACUCUACUGAACGAACGUCUUCAGAAAAAGAUCGAGCCAACACUACGAGAUGAACAAGGAGGAUUCAGACCACACAGGAGCUGCGUAGACCAGGCAAACACACAACGCGCAAUAACCGAGCAAACUGUGGAAUGGCGCUCGCCGCUAUACCUCUUGUUCAUAGAUUUCCAGAAGGCAUAA